This is a messenger RNA of Onthophagus taurus, 816 nucleotides long. RefSeq names its product chymotrypsin-1-like. Gene Ontology annotation, molecular function: serine-type endopeptidase activity. NCBI's taxonomy places the organism in Eukaryota, Metazoa, Arthropoda, Insecta, Coleoptera, Scarabaeidae. The record is from RefSeq and is a predicted model, not a curated record. Gene Ontology annotation, biological process: proteolysis.
AUGGUUUUUCGAUCGGAUCAGAAAAAAUUAACUCGAAUGGUCGGCGGGCAAUUAGUUAAAGAAAAUGAAUAUCCUUUCGUGGCAAGUAUCCAGCACGAUAACAAACACAUUUGCACCGGUUCUAUAAUUGGUUCAAAAGCAAUUUUAACAGCGGCGAGCUGCUUUUAUUUGAACGAUACAACCAAAAUUUCGACGUAUUCGCUUAUGGUUUCCGGAGGAAGCUCGUUUUGGAGGUACGGAGAUAAAUACGAAGUUGAUAGAUUAAUUAUUCAUCCUCAAUUUGAUUAUGAAACUAAAAUUAACGAUAUAGCAAUUAUAAAAAUUUCAAAAACAAUUUCGCUGAUUUCUUCGGUUAUUAUUAAACUUCUAUCGACCCAAAUUCCUGAUAAUCAAACAGUUGUGGAUGGUUUAACUUUCGGUUGGGGACAUUCCAUAUAUUCCGGACAUCCAAUAGAAUCGCCAUCAGAACAAUUAAAUUCUUUAAAAACAAAAACUGUCCCAGCGAGAGUUUGUUUAUUAGAAUACCAAACUUUUGGGGAAAACCAAAUUUGUUUGGCAAGUACAGAAGGUAAAGGGAUAUGCCACGGUGAUGUUGGGGGGCCCUUAAUUAUCCAACCAUCAGCAAUUUUUUUACAAAUCGGUAUUAGUUCUUAUGGUGGUGCUUGUAAUUCAACCAAACCUGAAGUAUAUACGAGAAUAUCAUCUUAUCAUGAUUGGAUCGAUAUCGUUCUUAAAAAAGGGUUAGAUAACAGCGAAGAAAUUAAACUACCAACACAAGAUAAAAAGAAAAAAAGACGAAAAAAUAACAAAUACUAA